AUGACAGGGAACGACGCCCCUGGCGACAGCUUUACCAGAGACCUCGAGCGCGGUCGCGAUGAGAAUGCUCCUCGUCCGUCCAACGUCUCUGCCGGCGAGGGCAUCGGCUCCGCUCUGUCUUCGACAAACUCCUCCAUCAUGGGCGACGAUGUCCAAGCCGACCUUGGCGAGGAAUGGGGUCCUCGCCAUCCCUGCUAUCCUCAUAUGAACCCUCACGUCCCCAUCGACUCGACGGAAUACGCCACAACAAGAAUCAUCCGAGUUCGCCGCGACUGGCUCCUCCACGGCGACCUGGCCCCGGCCUUUUCAAACCUUUACCCCGAGAUCUUGGACCCUGCCGGCAUUUCGGAGCAGGAAUUCAGAAAAGUCAUUGGCAGGCUCAACGCUGAGCUAGGCGCAACAUUUAAUCCGUAUGCCGGGCGCAACAUCGUCGAUAGCGUCAUGGGGGCCCUCACCGGCUGGCUGUGGGAUGACCUGGGCAUGACGGCAUCCAAGAGGAGGCUGGCUGCCCUGGAGAAGUGGAUUGAGCAGUGGAAUUCGGAGAUGCAAAAGUCGGUGUCUACUGAUGACAGCGGACUUGCGGCGCCCAGAAUAAUUUCCCUCCGCAAAACAGGAUACAUGACUCUCGACAUUCAAAUACCGGAUCCCGAAAUUGCACCGGCUCCUAGUACGGCUGGUGGGAACGAUUCCAGGACGGUGCUGCCGACGGAGCCGGUCUCUGCAAUGCCCGUAUAG
Beauveria bassiana ARSEF 2860 is the source of this 735-nucleotide messenger RNA. RefSeq names its product Golgin subfamily A member. Gene Ontology annotation, biological process: peptidyl-L-cysteine S-palmitoylation; protein targeting to membrane. Gene Ontology annotation, cellular component: extrinsic component of endoplasmic reticulum membrane; endoplasmic reticulum palmitoyltransferase complex. The coding region runs from base 1 to 735 and encodes 244 amino acids. NCBI's taxonomy places the organism in Eukaryota, Fungi, Ascomycota, Sordariomycetes, Hypocreales, Cordycipitaceae. The record is from RefSeq and is a predicted model, not a curated record. The transcript is spliced from 2 exons.